AUGCCGUCAUAUCCAGUUUUAAAUGGAUUUUAUGAAUUACAACGAACCAUUGGAAACGGUGGCUUUGGUAAAGUCAAACAAGCUGUUCAUUUACUAACUGGCGAACAUGUAGCUAUUAAAAUUAUUGAUAAAGCUAAAUUAGGAGUGAGUGAUACUAGUGAAAGUGAUGUACAACGAAUUGCUUUGGAAAUUAAAGCAAUGAAGGAACUACGUCAUCAAUAUAUUUGUCAAUUAUAUCAAGUUAUUGAAACAGAACAUCAUUAUUUUCUGGUAUUAGAGUAUUUUUGCAAUGGUGAACUAUUUGAUUAUAUUGUGAAUCGUAAUCGUUUAUCUGAAGAUCAAGCACGUCAUUUUUUUCGUCAAAUUGUAUCAGCUGUGGCUUACAUUCACAAGAGAGGUUAUUGUCACAGAGAUUUGAAACCUGAAAAUUUGUUACUUGAUCGACGAGACAAUUUGAAAUUAAUUGAUUUUGGCUUAUGUGCUCAACCAAAAGGUGGUAUCAGUGUUGAACAGCUCGGUACAGCCUGUGGUAGUCCUGCAUAUGCAGCACCCGAGAUAAUAGGUGGACAGAAUUACAGAGGAGAUGUGGCUGAUGUAUGGAGUCUCGGUGUUUUACUCUACGCUUUACUAUGUGGUUGUUUACCGUUUGAUGAUGAAAAUAUAGCAACAAUGUAUAUGAAAAUUCAAAACGGUAUAUAUCAUGUGCCCACAUGGCUUUCAAUAGAGAGUAUUAAUUUUAUACGAUCAAUGCUACAAGUUGAUCCAGCGCGUCGUAUACGAAUUGAUGAUAUACUUCGUCAUCGCUGGUUAAUGAGUGGUCCGUAUACUGAAGCUGUUCAAUGGGAAUCAACAUUUAAUAAUAAACUCGAUGCAACAUGUAUAGGAGAAAUGGCUCUCUAUCACAAAGUGACUGUUAGUGAAAUUGUUCAGGAACUUUCUCAGAAACGUUAUGAUUAUACUACAGCCACAUAUUUUAUUUUAUUGGAUAUGAUCUCUCGUAAUAAAGCAAUACGAUUAAAUCGGCGUCAUUUACUUCAAACACCACCGGCACCAGUCACACCUAUUAUAGCAUCUUUAUUACGUGAAAAACAAGAAGGUACAAUAACGCCAAGAUCACGUGGCAAUCGUACAUAUCAUUAUAAUCAUGACGAUGACGAUGUAAUUUUGAAUCCAAAUGAAAAAAACACACCGAUCAGUAAACCGCCAUUGUCUGUUGAACGGAAACGACAUGAAAAUAAAGAACCAAAUUAUGGCAGACAUUCAUCAUCAGAUAAACCUAAUAAAGAAAAUAUUGAACAUACAAGUCGUUUUGAAAGAGAACGAACAGUAUCAAAAGCACCUUGUUGUCAACGUUUAUUAAUGUAUACAGAAUCACCUGGUUCAACUCGUCGCAAUGGAGAAAAAAAAGAUUUUCGUAUAACAUCAUCGAAAUCCUACGAUGAUGGUCUUGAUACAGACGAUUUAGACAGUUCAAAAAUAGCUGCAACAAUGAAAGCUGUGUCUGUUGGCACAGUUGAUGAUAUUGAUUCAACAAAUGAAUUUGAAGCAUUUUUGACACCACAACGUCAAAAGAAGAAUGUUCGUGCCUUAUUCGGUAGUGUUGAACGUGGUCUUAAUACCGUUAAAACAUUACUAACUCCAAAACGAAUAAGUUCAAAUAAACCACGCAAAACUUGGGAAACAGCUAAUAUAUCAUUUUUGUCUAUUUCUGAUCCAGAAGAAAUUGUUGAAUUACUUGAGCAAGCUAUUAAACGCAAUAAACAACUCAAAUAUGAACAAAAAGGCAGUCGAUUUAUUUACAAUGUUUAUAUUCCCGAUGAUUGGGGUAAAGUGAAUUUAUCAUUUGAUUUAGAAGUUGUUUCUGUUCAAGGAAAAGGUUAUGGUAUACAACGUAAACGAACAAAAGGAAGUGUAUGGCAUUAUAAAUGUUGCUUUGAAGAUAUUAUUAAACAAUUAACAACACUUAUGCAAUUACAAACAUGUGUUUAA
Didymodactylos carnosus is the source of this 1989-nucleotide messenger RNA. The record is from the annotation of a GenBank genome assembly. Lineage: Eukaryota; Metazoa; Rotifera; Eurotatoria; Philodinida; Philodinidae.